AGGAAUGUAAGCGACAAUGCAGUGCACAAUAUAAUACUGCAGUACGGCAGCGGCGACUUUGCCCUCUUUGCCAUUUACAACUGCAUACGUGUUUCGUCCUUGUUAACAGGGCGAAGACAUUACGAGUGCAUAGGGUUAGGCUUCUUGGUGUGGAAGACGCUAAUACGCGACAAUCAUCGUUAGUUCAGUCCCGGUUGGUCUUUCUUGUCACCAGUAGCCAUGCUCAAGAAGGCAGCUCAGCUGACCGCUGUUGCUCUGCGGGGAGCGGCUUCGCCUGUGGCGGAGGCCAGCUCGCAGCAAGUCCGGCGAAUGGCUGGCGGUGGCGCUAACCUGUACCACCGGAGCUACAAUGGCAAGCCGGUGCCUCCCGAGCUGCAAGGCCCUGACUACGUUACGUACGCCGGAGCUACCGUAAAGAAGGAGUUCCAUGCCUUUGACACUUACCUGUCAAAGCUCAUCGGCGCUAUGGCCACGUUCACCUGCCUGUACCACUUCGCCAUCAACGCUGAGGAGCACUGGCACGGCGACAUCUACUUCUUCGAGAAGGACGUGCAGCAGAACGGCUGGGACGACGAGCACGGCCAUGGUCACGGCCACGGCCACGCCAAGGCGCACCACUAAGCACCUUAGGGGUACUUUAAGAGGAGGCAGCGGCAGCUUGCAAUGCCGUGUCUGAUGCGCUACAUACAUCCUCCUCAGCUGGCGGCGGGGCCCAUGGCCCUAACACUUCAGCAGCAUGGAAGCGAUGAGGGGAAGCGUAGACAUUGCAGAUGCACAGCUGAAAGCGGAGCCGAAAGCUGGAGGAAGGGUAGUGCUGGGCGCCUCUUGAUGCCGGGGGUUAUCGGGAAGAGAUGGAGGCAACUGUAGGAUGAAGAGGUCGGGGAGUAUGCAAGGACACCAUGCGCGUUAGCGGUUGUCAUGGUUAACAGUGGAGGGACCCGUUUACAGGCGCGAAAUCCUGCUGUUGCCGUACUUGGGUACGCAUCCUCGGCGUGCGUCGUGCGGGUUCUAUGGGGAAGCUUAACAACAUGGCUCGACAAAGUGUAAUAGCUAUGACGUGUGUUAUACACUGAUCACUAACAGCUGUAGCCUCCCAAACAAUGUUUACAGGCAACCUCAGCCCUCACUUGUAGCACGACAUAUUGGAUGUACCAAGCUUCAAACCGCCUCUCGCUACCUCCUUGCCCCAAGUUCUUUGUAAGGAAUAUCACAUGCGUAUGCUAAGGACUAU
Molecule: messenger RNA, 1231 nt
Organism: Astrephomene gubernaculifera
Lineage: Eukaryota; Viridiplantae; Chlorophyta; Chlorophyceae; Chlamydomonadales; Astrephomenaceae
Source: the annotation of a GenBank genome assembly